AUGGGAACCGGAGUCCCCGCCUCGGAGCAGACCGGCUGUGCCAAAGGGGACCCACGGGUUUACUGCCCUAACGACACAGGAGACUCUGAGGCCGUGCAGGUUACUGACUGCGAGAGCCCCGAGGACAGCCGAUCCCAAAAUGAGCUGGGCUACAGCAAUCCGGAGGACCCUGGGCAGCUGAUGGCUUCCUACGAGGGGCAAGCUGAGGGCUACCAGGUGCCUUCCUUUGGCUGGCGCAUCUGCUUGGCUCACGAGUUUGCUGAGAAGAGGAAACCCUUUAAUGCCAAUGACAUCUCCCUCAGCAACCUGAUAAAGCAUCUGGGCAUGGGCUUGAGGUACUUGCAGUGGUGGUACCGGAAGACUCAGGUGGAGAAGAAGAAACCUUUCAUCGACCUCAUCAACAGUGUACCCCUGAGACAGAUCUAUGGUUGUCCCUUGGGGGGCAUCGGGGGAGGCACCAUAACCCGAGGCUGGCGAGGCCAGUUCUGUCGUUGGCAGCUUAAUCCUGGAAUGUACCAGCACCGGACAGUCAUUGCUGACCAAUUCACAGUGUGCUUGCGUCGGGAAGGGCAGACUGUGUACCAGCAAGUCCUGUCCGUGGAGCGCCCAAGUGUCUUGCGCAGCUGGAACUGGGGCCUGUGUGGGUUCUUUGCAUUCUACCAUGCCCUGUAUCCCCGAGCUUGGACUGUCUAUCAGCUUCCUGGCCAGAAUGUCACCCUCACCUGCCGCCAGAUCACACCCAUCUUGCCCCAUGACUACCAGGACAGCAGUCUGCCUGUAGGAGUCUUUGUGUGGGACGUGGAAAACGGAGGCGAUGAAGCCCUGGAUGUGUCCAUCAUGUUCUCCAUGCGGAAUGGCCUGGGAGGUCGGGACGAUGCCUCAGGGGGUUUGUGGAAUGAGCCCUUCUGUCUGGAGCGAAACGGGGAGACCAUCCGGGGGCUGCUGCUGCAUCAUCCGACCCUUCCAAAUCCCUACACGAUGGCUGUGGCUGCACGACUCACGGCAGACACGACGGUAACCCACGUCACAGCUUUUGACCCUGACGGCACUGGGCAGCAGGUGUGGCAGGAUCUACUUCAGGAUGGACAGCUGGACUCCCCUGCUGGUCCAAGCACCCUCUCGCAGAAAGGGGAAGGCAUCGCUGGGGCUGUGUGUGUUACGAGUAAGCUGCCACCUCGAGGCCGGUGCUGCCUGGAGUUCUCACUGGCCUGGGACAUGCCCAGAAUCACGUUUGGAGGUCAGGGCCAGGUCUACCACAGGCGAUACACAAGGUUCUUUGGCUCAGAUGGUGAUGCGGCACCCGCCCUCAGUCACUAUGCACUGUGCCAAUACCCAGACUGGGAAGAGAGGAUCUCAGCUUGGCAGAGCCCAGUAUUGGAUGACAGGUCCUUGCCUGCCUGGUACAAAUCUGCACUCUUCAAUGAACUAUACUUCCUGGCUGAUGGAGGCACAGUGUGGCUGGAAGUUCCUGAGGACUCCCUGCCGGAGGAGCUGGGAGGGAGCAUGUGUCAGCUCCGCCCCCUCCUCACGGAGUAUGGUCGAUUUGGCUACCUUGAAGGCCAGGAAUAUCGCAUGUAUAACACAUACGAUGUCCACUUCUACGCUUCCUUCGCCCUCAUCAUGCUAUGGCCCAAACUCGAACUCAGCCUGCAGUAUGACAUGGCCCUGGCCACACUUGGGGAAGACCUAACAUGUCGACGGUACCUGAUGAGUGGGGUAAUGGCGCCUGUGAAAAGGAGGAACGUCAUCCCCCAUGAUAUUGGGGACCCAGAUGACGAGCCAUGGCUCCGGGUCAAUGCGUAUGUGAUCCAUGACACUGCUGACUGGAAGGACCUGAAUUUGAAGUUUGUGCUGCAGGUUUAUCGGGACUUUUACCUGACAGGGGACCAGGGCUUCCUGAGGGACAUGUGGCCUGUGUGUCUGGCCGUGAUGGAGUCUGAAAUGAAGUUUGACAAGGACCAAGAUGGACUCAUUGAAAAUGGAGGCUAUGCAGACCAGACCUACGAUGCUUGGGUCACCACAGGCCCCAGUGCUUACUGUGGAGGACUGUGGCUGGCAGCUGUGGCUGUGAUGGUCCGGAUGGCUGCUCUGUGUGGGACACAGGACAUUCAAGAUAAGUUUUCUUCCAUCCUUAGCCGGGGCCAGCAAGCCUAUGAGAGGCUGCUAUGGAAUGGCCGCUAUUACAACUAUGAUUGCAGCUCUCUGCCUCAAUCCUGUAGCAUCAUGUCUGACCAGUGUGCUGGCCAGUGGUUCCUGAGGGCUAGUGGCCUAGGAGAAGGAGAAACUGAGGUAUUUCCUACCCAACACGUGGUUCGUGCUCUCCAGACUAUCUUUGAGCUCAAUGUCCAGGCCUUUGCAGGAGGGACCAUGGGGGCCGUGAAUGGGAUGCAGCCCCAGGGUGUCCCUGAUAGAUCCAGUGUCCAGUCUGAUGAAGUCUGGGUGGGCGUGGUCUACGGGCUGGCAGCCACCAUGAUCCAGGAGGGCCUGACGUGGGAGGGCUUCCAGACAGCUGAAGGCUGCUACCGAACAGUGUGGGAGCGCCUGGGCCUGGGCUUCCAGACCCCAGAGGCAUACUGCCAAAAGCGAGUGUUCCGCUCUCUGGCCUACAUGCGGCCACUGAGCAUCUGGGCCAUGCAGCUGGCUCUGCAGCAGCAACAUAAAAAGGCCUCCAGACCAAUAGCUGAACAAGGCACAGGACUAAGCAAAGGGUCUAAACUCGGACCAAAGGGAGUCAUGGCAAACCCAAGUCCAGAGUGAACCCCUGAACUAUGGGAGGGAAGCACUAACAUAAAUCCCACCUGGCAUUUGCUCUUCCCCAUCAUCCCAGUCUUCUGCAACCCUGAGCCACUAGGACAAUCAUGCUUCCCUUCCCUUCUCCCCACCAGCCACACCAGGAAAGGAGUUGAGGGUAACCCACGCAUCAGAACCACUUAUUUAUUUCCUUAUCCCAUCCCCUCACUGCAUGAAAUGUUCAAGGUCAGUUGAUUCCCCCAGGUCCAUUCAUGGGGUGAUAGACAUAUAUGGGUACAAAUAAAGGACCCAGAAAGAUGGUAAGUGUGGUGUGUUUGAGCCCUAAGGCAUCCUGACAGGGCACAGAAGCUAAAACUAGCCUUCUCUUAUUCCUUUUCAUUUGGCCUCCCAUCUAGCCUGAGUAUCUGCCCUGCAAGAUAACAGAUACAGGGCUGUGGGCAGGGAGCCAUCCCUCUUCUCUUGUGAGAUUUGCAUCCAGGGGAAGGAUGGGACCCAGGCAGGCAAACUUUGAAAAGGGAUCAGGGAGUGGCAAUUUCAGAGGAGGUUCUGUGCCAGGAGCCUGAGGCAUGUGGGAGGGCAGGCAGCAAGAGUUGCCAGGAGCCUGGAGCCCACUGUCUGAGCUAUCCUUUGGUACCUCCGACUGCAGGGCCGACAGCUCCAGCAGAUGAGGGAGGGCACGAAGCUGGCGGGAUAAUACUGAGAAGAAAAGACUCGUUAGAAGCAGGCCAGGUUUCUCCCACUAGUUCACCCAUAAAACUAUCCUCAAGCCCCUCACCUCCAUGCUCAGCUGGCAGGCUCCCCCUGGUGCCAGAGGAGUACAUAGCAGGUGCAAGGGCGAGACAGAAGAAGAACAGUAGGACCUGGAACAGGAGAAAAGGAAAUGUUGAAGAGCUCCGGAUUGCACCCAUCCCUGCACCGGGAAGCAGGAUCUUUCCUUCCAUCACCAUCCUUACCAGGACGCAGGCGCUGCUGCUGUUAGAGAUCUGAGUCACCACGGCCUGCAGUCUCCUCAGCUGGUCCAGGAGGGACCUAGAAGAUGGGACAGUUAGCAGCCCUAGCCUGGCACCCUGAGAUACAAUGAAGCCUUUCUGUAAAGGCCACCCCUCCACCUGUGCACUAGAUCCUCUAAAAAUUUAAUAACAUGUACACCUGUAUACAUGAGAGAGACCUAGAAACAGUAAUUCUCUUUAAGUCCUGUUUUGGCAAAUGACUUCCUCCUCUCUGUGGACAAAGUUCUUCAUUAAAACAAAUACACACCUCUGCCCUGCCCUGCCUUAAACUCCUUUGCAAACAGUCAGUGGUUCUACACUGCCUAAUUAGCUACACACAUAACCCUCACCAGGCAGUCUAGGUUCUCUAUGUUCUGGCUCAACUCACCUAUGUUAGGGUUCCAGCCAAACUGAACUAUGCUGUGUUAUCUCCCUAAAAUGCUCCUUCCCAUCUAUAUUCCCCACCCCAACUCCCAGAAUCCUAUCUAUUAUUAAAUGUCAUCUGCCCCAUGAGGUCUUUCUCUUUUUUUUAAAUAUAUUUUUAAUGAUUUCAGAGAGGGAGAGAGAAACAUCCGUGAUGGGAGAGAAUCACUGAUUGGCUGCCUCCUGCGUGCCCCACACUGGGGAUCAAACCCACAACCUGUGUAUGUACCCUGAGCAGGAUUCGAACUGUGACCUGGUUCAUUGGUCGACACUCAACCACUGAACCACUCCAGUAGGGUCCUCUUGUCUUUCUUGAUACUUAACUUAUCCUUUGUUAUGUGUGAUUUUAUUCCCCAUACUGUGAGCUUCUUACAAUCAAACCAAAUAAGGGCAAAGAAUCAGACUUUGCAUGUGGGAGCUGCCCGGUUGGAAAUCAAGUGUGGAGCAGGGAAAAAGUGAGACAGCGGGAAAAGGGAGUGAUGUUACAGAGAGGUGCUUACAGGUUCUGUUCCUCCAGGAGCUGUACUUUGUUCUGUAGCUCCAGGUUCUGGGCUGUGUAUUUCAAGACCCUGAGGGAAUAACAGGGAUGUGGGAAUAUGGCCUGUAUCCUCUCUUCCAAAGACCUCCCUCUUCCAACUACUGUUCCCCCAGCCCCAGAGUCCCGCUCCCGUUAUACCUGCUCUCUAAACCUCCCACAUACACCUUCUUCUUCCUGCGGCUCUCCUGAGCAGACUUCUUAUUUCGGAUCUUCCUCCGCACUCGUUUCAGGACUUGUUCCUCCAUCUGAGAGAAUAAAAGGAAAGGGGUCUCAGAUCCAAGAGUUGGAAAGUUCAAUCAUCUUCCCAAUGCAGGAAUCCCUUCUACAGCUUCCCUUACCAACAGGCACUUCAGUUCUGGCCCCCAAGGACCAGCUGUUAACACCCUCACAGGCCAGACCAUUUUUAACAAUUUUAUUGAUUAAAAAUCCUAUCCUGAGCCAACACCUGCCUUCCAUCCAUUACACUUACCUAAUACCUAAUCUCUGGGGCCAUACAGAAAAAAUUAAUGAUCCUUAGCUAUUUUAAGGCACUCAACAUUUCCUCAGUUAAUCUGGACAAGAAUUUAACUCGUUUAUCUCCUCAGAAUAGACCACAUCCUUUUAACAUCUGGGCUCAAAAGUGGACACUAAGAUGUGGUGUGGCCAGUAUAAUGAAGAACAAGAUAGGAACCGCCCUUCUAAAGGCAAUAGCUCUGUUGAUACAGCCUCCAAACCCCAUUCAACUUCUUAGUACCGGUAGACAUAAUACUACUAAUGCACUAACACUUUUGAAAUCUCUCUUAAAGAGAACAGGGAAAUUGGUGUAAGCUCCACAAAACCAGGAUCUGCCCCUGCAUCUAGCAUAUUAACUACAUCCCCCAGUUUCCUAUUAACAGCAAAUUUGCUAAGUUUCUCACUUCAGUCCCUUUUCAAGUUACUGAUAAAAUUAACAACUGGCCUAUUUGGGACUCACAACCCCCCUCCAGCCUUUACUGAACCAAUGGAAGUCCUACCUUAGUGAGAGGCAGUGUUUCAGGCAGAGUAAGCCCCUCCUGCUCCAACAGCCUCUUUUCCUCAUCUGUCAGCAUCAGCCCAACAAUCUCCUGGGGUUAGGAAAGGUGGGCAGCAGAGUUGCAAAGGGAUGUCAGAGAGGAAUGAGGAAUCCGGCCCCACCUCUGUAAUGUGGGAAUAAUCCUCCUGUAAAUCAAAGUACCUGCUCUGCCGGGUCCUCCACGUGCAGUGGCGUCAUCUGGAUCUCCUCUUUUCCACAGCUCCCACUAGCUGCAAAAGGGAAAGUGAAUAGCCAGGCCCACGAAUCCUCUCCUUCCCCCCAAACUUUACUAUUUCAUGCUCACCUAGAUCUAUGGAAACAUGUUCUUGUGAGAGAGAGUAGGUGUGGUCGUGGUGGACAAGGCAGGGAUUAGAGUCGCCAAAAAUAGUCAACGAGUCUGAGGGACUCGGCAGGGAGUUCAGGAAAUCCUCUACGUCCCAAUCGCUCAGUGUCUGUACAGGGUUCAAAUGAACAGUUCUUGACCUAUAUCACCACCCUUGCCCCACGAACACCCCAGCCCGCGCCAACCGGACUCAGAGCCCCCACCCACCUCAGAAAGCGGCAACUCCCAGUCCAGUGGAGCCUCCGAGGCCUCCUCGGGCGCCGCCCCCAAAUCUCCGCUUUCCUCUAGCAGGAAGCCCAGCAGGUCCCGUUCACCCGGGUCCAACGCCAGCUCCAUAGGGGAAAUCUACUCGGGGGGUGGGGGGGAGGAGGGGAAGAGGACAUAACACAGGAGUUCCCCCCUCCACCUGGCCCCAACCCCGAAUCCCAUGCACAAUACCCACCGGCUGUCAGACGGCCCCACCUAUCCGCUACUCCCUCUUCAGCCAGCUUUCCACCGCCUCCCCGUCUCGGUUUUCCGCAGCUUCCAACACAGCGGAAGUGACGCGCGGGCCCCCGAGGCAUUCUGGGACUUGAAGUUCCCGGGAACGCGGAAGUGGGCUACGUGCGGCGCCACGUCCCGGGAGCUAUGCAAAUAGAGAGGACGUCCCUGCCGCUGCCGCACACCCCGAGGGCGGGCAUUCUGGGCACCUGGCUCCGCCUUCGCCCCGGGCUAAGGAAACGGAGGAUCAGAGGCUAAAGGGGAACUGGAGCGCAGCUGGAGCGCGCUUUUCCUCCCGGGCUGCGCCGCGCCCUUGCUUCCUGCUGGCGGAGGUGGCCGCUGGUCUGUGGGAUCCCGAGCAUCGAGAGCCGGAGCCAGAGCAGCUUCCUGCAGCUCCCGCAACCAUAGAGCGCGGGCCCAGGGCGCCGCCCACGGGUGGGGGACGUUCCGGGGACGGAAGUGGCCUAAGACAGAGCCGAAGGGAGGGCGAGGCCGGAUCCUGAGAGUCCCCGGGAGAACGAGCCGGCUAGCGGGCCGGCGGGCGGGGCGUAAGCCAGGCAGCGCAGGUACCUGUGCUUCAGCCAGCCUGUCUACUCACUUCCCCGAAUGCUCCUACGUGAUUUCCUGCUUCUUCACCUUUGCUUAUGCUAUUCUCUCUGCCUGGAAUGCUGCCCCUGACUCAUCGGCGGCGGCUGGGAUAGUGGAGAGCUUGGGCUUUGGAGGCAGAGAGACCCGGGUUCGGAUCGUGGCUUCACAGCUUAGGUGUGUGACUUUGGACAAGUACCUUGAACAAGCGUUGCACGUCUUCGAACCUCAGUUUCAUAACCUGUAAGAAUGGAAAUAAUGACACCUACCUUGCAGGGUUGUUGUAAGGAUUGAAUGAAAUGUGUACAAAGCAAUGGACAUAUAGUAAAUAAAAAGACAGAUCACUGA
This is a messenger RNA of Pipistrellus kuhlii (Kuhl's pipistrelle), 7487 nucleotides long. It is a transcript of the gene GBA2, whose product is annotated as glucosylceramidase beta 2. Gene Ontology annotation, molecular function: beta-glucosidase activity; glucosylceramidase activity. The record is from RefSeq and is a predicted model, not a curated record. The transcript is spliced from 18 exons. NCBI's taxonomy places the organism in Eukaryota, Metazoa, Chordata, Mammalia, Chiroptera, Vespertilionidae. The coding region runs from base 1 to 2757 and encodes 918 amino acids. Gene Ontology annotation, biological process: glucosylceramide catabolic process; central nervous system development; carbohydrate metabolic process. Gene Ontology annotation, cellular component: membrane.